Messenger RNA from Aspergillus pseudoviridinutans, 1245 nucleotides. RefSeq lists its product as uncharacterized. Bases 1 to 1245 code for a protein of 414 amino acids. The record is from RefSeq and is a predicted model, not a curated record. The transcript is spliced from 5 exons. NCBI's taxonomy places the organism in Eukaryota, Fungi, Ascomycota, Eurotiomycetes, Eurotiales, Aspergillaceae.
AUGGUCUGUCUGUCUAAUCGGUCUCGCAUCGAUCAGUAUUUGAUGGACAAGGUUCAAUCCAAAAGAGACCGGCUCUUCAAGGCCCAUAAUAGUCGACCACAACUGGAACUCACGUCAAUAUACAAGUCGAGAGACGCCAACGGCCGCUGGUCUGUUCAACUGGAAUCACCGGUCAAAAUCAAUGACCUCUCAGAGUUACGCCAGGUCGAAGAGACAGGCAACGAUGCCUCCGGGUGCAUUCAGAUCUACACAGUCCGCCACCUACGAUCUUGGACGACGCUGGACAUCUCAUACGAGACUAUCGAGCACCUCUUAACAGUCCAUAAUGUGUUCGAUCAUUUUUGGCGAUGCAUAUUGACGUUUGGGAUCAAAUUUCAGGAGAAUGAGUACGAUUUCCCACCCCUCCGAGCGAACAACGAGCAAAAUACCCAGAGCCGGGUUGAUGAGCUCGCCUACGUGAUCCGACGCGUGGAACCCAAUAAUAAUCGGACGGAUAAAGGAGUGUGUCCAUGGUCGAUACGUCAAACGGGAGUUUACCAUAAAAUGGUAUAUCCCAACCGAUAUCGUGAGAACUCAAUACGCAGCACGUCUGUCUUCAUCCUCAUUGCGCCUUCGCAUGCGGCGGAAAAAUCUAUCGCGCAGCGUCUCCCCGAUAACGUGUCUCAGGAUGACACAUUCGGCCAGGAUUUUCUUAUCCAUGAAUGCAUCGUCGGGGACAGUAUGAAAGGCUGGAUGGACUAUCAGACCUGGCUAGAGGACGAGUCCAAACAAAUAGCAGACCGAGUUUUAGUCCUCGAUAUCCUUCCGAGAGGAAACAAUGAGGAGCCUCGCAGCGUAUAUGUCAGUGCCGAAGACCGGCAGCGUCUGAAGCAAUUAGAUGAUUACAUCACCGAUAUGCUGGUUAUCCUCCAGAUAAUGGUCGACUCUAUCAGACGCAUCGGCAAGGCCUGCAGACGGCACUGCCGAACCAGUUGCACUGGCACAGGCUCUUGCUUCUGUAGUCACAAGAUCGAAGAAUUUGAAGAGUAUGCUGCAGAAGCUCAGACAUCUUUGAACCGCGCGAUGGUGCUAAGGGAGCGCGUUCAAUCCACAGAGCAACUGUGCUUGCACCUCUCAGAUCUGCUUGCUUAUGAAGAGGCAGCCGCUUUGACACAGCUUUCGUAUGCCUCCCGUGUUGAGAGUGAGGAGAUGGUGAAGCUGGCGGUCAGUACAGACGGCCUUCGUAUAAUCGCUUAUCCCUCUUAG